UUUAAUUUUGACAUUAUCAGGUUUCGAAGUUCAUUUCAUUGAAUUAGGUACCUACCAGAGAAUUCCAUUUAACUUUUAUUUUAAUUUCUUAACAUUGAAAAAAUGUCCUUCUUUGUUAAGCAAUGUAUUCGACGAGUUCUCACACCGGCCGUAUCCAUAACAAAAAAUAGUUUUUCCACAACUAGUGCAGCAUUCGUCCCAAGGGUACAGAAGCCUGCACCUGAUUUUGCCGCCACAGCUGUAGUAAAUGGAGAAUUCAAUCAAUUGAAACUAGCAGAUUUCUCUGGAAAAUAUGUUGUACUCGUCUUCUACCCAUUAGAUUUCACCUUUGUCUGCCCUACAGAGCUUAUUGCAUACAGUGACAGAUCAAAAGAUUUUGCAAGCAUUGACUGUCAAGUGAUUGGUGUUUCAACAGACUCUGAAUUCAGCCAUCUUGCCUGGGUCAAUACACCCAGGAAAGAUGGAGGUCUUGGCAAAUUGGAUAUUCCUCUACUGGCCGAUUACAAGAAGAAAAUCUCACAGGACUAUGAUGUUUUAUUGGAAGAUGGAUUUGCAUUAAGAGGCCUAUUCAUCAUUGAUAGGAAUGGUAUCUUGCGACACAUGUCGGUCAAUGACCUGCCAGUAGGACGUUCCGUUGAGGAAACAUUGAGAUUGGUGAAAGCUUUCCAGUUUGCUGAUAAACAUGGAGAAGUGUGCCCCGCUAACUGGAACCCAGAUAGCAACGCGGAUACAAUCAAACCUAAUCCUAAGGAGAGCAAGGAAUACUUCCAGAAAGCGAACUAGUUUAGUCAGGCAGUGAAUCAGACAGUCAGUCUGUCAGUCUGUCAGUCUAUCCGUCUCUCAGUGGAUAUAGUAGCCUUUAAAAAUGCCUUAUAACAGGCAACACUUCCAACUUUGACAGUCUAAUAGGGUUGCCAUUUAAAAUGUUUAAGCUAAUUAAGAAAAAAUAUAUAAAAUGUUAUUGACAGGAAAUGACGUCAUUAAUGACGUCACAGAUAAGAAAUAAACGACAUUAUACACAUUUUUAAUCAACUUUCAGAAGCAAUUUGUAAUUGUAUCCAUACGGGAAUUAGACUGUCAUUAGUAAUCAAAUUAAAUAUCGAAUUAUAUAACACAAUUGUAAACAAUUGAAUGUGUAGCAAUAAAAACAUAUAGUGCAUUUUAAUUUGCAUGU
This is a messenger RNA of Colias croceus (clouded yellow), 1174 nucleotides long. Its product is annotated as peroxiredoxin-2-like. The record is from RefSeq and is a predicted model, not a curated record. The transcript is spliced from 7 exons. Bases 103 to 783 code for a protein of 226 amino acids. Gene Ontology annotation, molecular function: thioredoxin peroxidase activity. Gene Ontology annotation, biological process: response to oxidative stress; cellular response to stress; cell redox homeostasis. Gene Ontology annotation, cellular component: cytosol; mitochondrion. Lineage: Eukaryota; Metazoa; Arthropoda; Insecta; Lepidoptera; Pieridae.